Closterium sp. Yama58-4 is the source of this 2160-nucleotide messenger RNA. Lineage: Eukaryota; Viridiplantae; Streptophyta; Zygnematophyceae; Desmidiales; Closteriaceae. The record is from the annotation of a GenBank genome assembly.
AUGACUUCUCGGGCUGCUCCCUCCUGCACUCCUUCACUUCCUCCAUCCUACACUCCUUCACUUCCUCCCUCCUUCACUCUUUCACUGCUGCUUCCUGCACUCCACUGCUCCCUCCUGCACUUCUUCUCUUCCUCCCUCCUGCACUUCUUCACUUCCUCCCUCAUGCACUUCUUCACUUCCUCCCUUCCGCACUCCCCCACUGCAGGACCGGUGAGCUCAGAGCCGUUUCUUGGGUUUGGAGCAGCCAGGUCGCCUGGCGACACAUCAGCUGCGCAUUUCACGUACACCAAGGUGUUUGGCACGGCGCGGGACAUGACCGUCAAGGACUCGCCGCAGUCGCUCGCCUCCACUCUCCUCCGCGCCACCCCCACACCAGAGCCGCCACCAAGCACGUCUGUGCGGCCGUACGAGCAGCUGCUCGCCACAAGCUGUGCGCCCACGUGUGCGCUGGCCAUGCUGGCCAAUGGCCGCUGCGACCCCGCAUGCAACGUGGCUCCUUGCGACUUCGAUGGGGGCGACUGUGCCUGCGCCACUGCCCAUGCUGCUGGGGCUGGUGGCAGCAGCACUGGCAGCGCUAGUGGAUAUGUGCAGUGGUGUGAAUGCCCAGUGCUGCAAACGCGGGGGGGUGAUGGAGCGUGCUGUGAGGCGGCGGGAGUUGGGGAGGCCAUCAAGGUGCCCUUCAGGCUGCGCCGCUUUGGCUCCACUGUGCAUCCCCUCGACGCCACUCCCGCCACCAAUGCCUCUCUGCUGCCACGCACUGUCUCCCAGUACAACAGGUGCCGCACUGUCUCCCAGUACAACAGGUGCCGCACUGUCUCCCAGUACAACAGGUGCCGCACUGUCUCCCAGUACAACAGGUGCCGCACUGUCUCCCAGUACAACAGGUGCCGCACUGUCUCCCAGUACAACAGGUGCCGCACUGUCUCCCAGUACAACAGGUGCCGCACUGUCUCCCAGUACAACAGGUGCCGCACUGUCUCCCAGUACAACAGGUGCCGCACUGUCUCCCAGUACAACAGGUGCCGCACUGUCUCCCAGUACAACACAUGCCAUUGCCCUACUGCCUCUCUGCAUUUCACCUCUCUGAAUGCUGUCUACCCAUACCGCUGGAACUCUGACCGCUGUGCCAACAGCAGGUUCCACUUCCAGGACGCAUGUGUGGGGGGGGAGUCGGCGAGUGCGUUUGGGGUGAACCCGGUGUUCCUGCCGUCCUCCUCGCUCUACAACCCCAAUGUCGCCGUCACCAACACCACUGCCUUCACCAACCAGCCCUUCGCCAACCCCUUUGAGCUCAACGCCAAGGGGCUGCCCUUUGGCUUCCAGCAGCUCCCCGGCAGCGGGCGGUUCCCGAUCGUGUUUGACGUGAAUCUGGAUAACGCGGGGGCAACACGGCGGCUGCAGUACUUGGUGGACGGCUUCUUCAUCGACAACUACACCCGCUCCAUCAACGUUGGGCUCAUCACCCGCAAUGCGAACGAGCAUCUAUUCACGGCCACCAAGGCCAGCCUGACGGUGCAGUCGGGCGGCAGCAUGGAGGCGGUGUUCCAGGUGCAGCCGGUGAACGUGGAGUAUUACAACAUGAAUGAGAGCAGCAACGUGGCGCGCCUCGUGCUGGAGCUGCUCUUUGUGGCGGCGGUGGCGUGGAGCAUCGUGGAGGAGGUGAAGGAGAUGCUGUGGACGUGGAAGGUGCAGCGCCGCUCCUUCUGGCACUACGCCAGCAAGGGGUGGACGUGGGUGGACUGGCUCUCCAUCGCUCUCCAGAUCACCGCCAUCGCCAUCUGGAUAGCAGUGGCGGUGAUGCGAGCACAGGGGUUCACUAUCCAGCCUCACUACGACAUCUACUACACGCUCGACGACAACCCGCGCUACUGGUCGCUGCCCAACCCACCCGUGGGCUAUCAGGCGGCCAUGUCAGCGGUGGACACGCUUGGCUUCAUCACCAACCUCUGCUCCGUCUACUUCGCCCUUCAGGGCAUCAAUGUGUUCAUCAUGGUGCUGCGCCUCUUGAAGCUGAUGGACUUCCAGCCCAACAUGGGCAUCAUCACCCGCUCCAUCCGGGCAGCCCUGCCGUCGCUGCUCCACUUCUUCAUUCUCUUCUUCAUUGUCUUCGUGGCAUACGCCACCUACGGCUACCUGGUGUUUGGGAUGACCUUAGUACAG